UCCAGUUGAAGAAACCAAAAACCAAAACAAAAGAGACUCUCUCCUCUCUCUCCAAUUACUCACACACGAACACGAUUCUCAAAUAAUGGAGUCCUUCUUGCGAGCGUGGACGGGUCAGGACCCAAACCCGGACGACUACAAGAACAUUGAGUUCUGGUCAAAUCCAGAGCGCUCCGGUUGGCUUACAAAGCAAGGCGAUUACAUCAAGACGUGGCGGCGGCGCUGGUUCGUCCUCAAGCAAGGCAAGCUCCUCUGGUUCAAAGACAACCAUGUCAACCGGCAGUCAAUUCCACGUGGCGUCAUCCCAGUUGGCAACUGCUUGACUGUCAAAGGCGCCGAGGAUGUUCUUAACAAGCCUUUCGCUUUUGAGCUGUCUACAAAUCAAGAUACUAUGUAUUUUAUCGCUGAUUCGGAGAAGGAGAAAGAAGAGUGGAUCAAUUCGAUUGGAAGGUCAAUUGUACAACACUCUAGGUCUGUCACUGAUUCUGAAGUUGUCGAUUAUGAUAGCAAGCGGUGAUUUUUCUUUCUUGCUCUUUCUUGUAGAAAAUACGCAAUAUGUUGGUGUUGUUGUUUAUUUAUAUGUAUGCUAUUUGUGUGUGUUUAUGUAUGUAAUUAUGGAUCUUUCUUGUUUUUGGAUUGAGUGGAGAUUUUGUAUGGUUAAUAAUUUGGUUUUGUUGUGAGUUUGUUU
Jatropha curcas is the source of this 688-nucleotide messenger RNA. RefSeq names its product pleckstrin homolog 1 (gene PH1). NCBI's taxonomy places the organism in Eukaryota, Viridiplantae, Streptophyta, Magnoliopsida, Malpighiales, Euphorbiaceae. The record is from RefSeq and is a predicted model, not a curated record.